GCCACGGAGCGGCUGGGGCUGCCCUGCUGACCACAGGCCAGUGGACCCAGUGACCCUCCCUUGCCCCACCCUGGCUGCCUGGGUGUACCGGCACCAUGGCACAAACCAACCUGCCCCUGACCAAGCAGCCGGCCCCGCAGACGGUGCCGCCGUGCGAGCUGCCCCUCAAGGUCUACGAUGUGGCACGUAACACGGGCCCCUACACGUCCGCGGGCCUGGCCACCGCCGGCUUCCGCACGGCCAAGUACCUGGCGGACGAAUGGUUCCAGAGCUGCUACGCGCGCUACCACCAGGCCUUCGCGGGACGCAGCCAGUCGGAGCAGCAGCGGCACGAGAGCCGGCAGCUGGCGGCGGAGACGGAGGCGCUGGCCCAGCGCUCGCAGCAGGACUGCACACGCAGCGUGGGCGCACGGCUGCAGGACACACACUGCUGGAAGGCAGAGCUGCAGCGCCAGGUGGACGAGCUGGUGGCCGAGACCGACCUGCUGCUGGCCCAGAAGCGGCGGCUGGAGCGCGCCCUGGACGCCACAGCGCUGCCACUCUCCCUGGCCACCGACAACCUGCAGUGCCGUGAGCGCCGGCAGCACCCCGACCUCGUGCGCGACCCCGUGGAGAUGGAGCUGCUGAAGGAAGCUGAGCUGACCCGGAACAUUCAGGGGCUCCUGAAGAGGACCAUCCUGCAGGUCGUGAACCAGAUCCGGCUGAACCGGGAACACAAGCAGACCUGUGAGCUGGACUGGUCAGACAAGGUGGAGGCCUACAACAUCGACCAGACGUGUGCCGGCUACAGCAACCAGAGCACGGAGGUGCAGGCCCACCCGCACUCGGCCCGGCUGGAGGAGAGCCUGGCCUUCGGGCGCCGCUGGGAGGAGCUGGAGGACGCACUCCACACGCUGCAGCACCACCUGCGCAAGACGCUGCGGGAGAUCACGGACCAGGAGCACAACGUGGCGGCGCUGAGGCAGGCCAUCAGGGACAAGGAGGUGCCCCUGCGCGUUGCACAGUCUCGUCUGUACCUGCGCUCGCACCGGCCCAACGUGGAGCUGUGCCGUGACGCCGCCCAGUUCAGGUGCCCGCGCAGCCCCACGCCCGACACAGCCCCCGUGUUCAGAGGGGAGGCCUCGGGCUGCAUCAGGCACGCCUCCGACAUGCACGAGCCAGACAUGACGCUGCUGGUGGCCUGCGUGCUGCAGGACGUGGCCGAGGACCUGCGGCUGCAGUGCGAUGCCGUGAACCUGGCCUUCGGGCGCCGCUGCGAGGAGCUGGAGGACGCACUCCACACGCUGCAGCACCACCUGCGCAAGACGCUGCGGGAGAUCACGGACCAGGAGCACAACGUGGCGGCGCUGAGGCAGGCCAUCAGGGACAAGGAGGUGCCCCUGCGCGUUGCACAGUCUCGUCUGUACCUGCGCUCGCACCGGCCCAACGUGGAGCUGUGCCGUGACGCCGCCCAGUUCAGGCUGGUGAGCGAAGUGGAGGAGCUGAACCUGUCCCUCAAGGCUCUGAGGGAGAAGCUUCUAGAAGCCGAGCAGUCACUGAGGAACCUCGAAGACACACGCAUGGGCCUAGAGAAGGACAUCGCGGUGAAGACCAACAGCCUCUUCAUCGACCGCCAGAAGUGCAUGGCCCACCGUGCCCGCUACCCCACCGUCCUCCAGCUGGCUGGCUACCAGUGAUGGGCAGUGCUGCGCUGGCCGGGCGUGGCCGGGAGGGCCAGCUGCAGCUGCCUCCCCCAAUAAAGAGCACGUCGGUUUUCC
Messenger RNA from Tupaia belangeri chinensis (Chinese tree shrew), 1757 nucleotides. RefSeq names its product tektin 4 (gene TEKT4). NCBI's taxonomy places the organism in Eukaryota, Metazoa, Chordata, Mammalia, Scandentia, Tupaiidae. The transcript has 8 exons. Gene Ontology annotation, cellular component: sperm flagellum; microtubule cytoskeleton; nucleus. The coding region runs from base 96 to 1676 and encodes 526 amino acids. Gene Ontology annotation, biological process: cilium movement involved in cell motility; cilium assembly. The record is from RefSeq and is a predicted model, not a curated record.